Messenger RNA from Castor canadensis (American beaver), 678 nucleotides. The record is from RefSeq and is a predicted model, not a curated record. NCBI's taxonomy places the organism in Eukaryota, Metazoa, Chordata, Mammalia, Rodentia, Castoridae.
GAGCUCCAAAGUUUCCGGGCCAGUGGCCCAGGCGAGGUCACCGUAGAAAUGGACGCUACGCCAGGAGUGGACCUCACCAAGAUCCUCAACGACACGAGGGCCCAGUACGAAACCAUGGCGGAGCAGAAUCGGAAGGACGCCGAGGCCUGGUACCUGGAAAAGAGUGGGGAGCUCAGGAAGGAGAUCAGCACCAACACCGAGCAGCUCCAGUCCAGCAAGAACGAGGUCACGGAUCUGAGGCGCACGCUCCAAAACCUGGAGCUCGAGCUCCAGUCCCAGCUCGCCACGAAGAAGUCCCUGGAGGAGUCGUUGGCGGGAACCGAGGGCGGAUACUGCGGCCAGCUGUCCCAGGUGCAGCAGCUCAUCGGCAACCUGGAGGAGCAGCUGCAGCAGGUGCGCGCGGACACUGAGCGCCAGAACGCCGAGCACCAGCGGCUGCUGAACGUCAAGGCCCGCCUGGAGCUGGAGAUCGACACCUACCGCCGCCUGCUGGACGGGGAGGCCCAAGGUGAUGGUUUUGAUGAAAGCUCAUCUGUGACCAGCUCCAAGUCUCAAACGCAGUCAAUUGAUUCCUCUAAAGAUCCAAAUAAAACCCGAAAAAUCAAGACAAUUGUGCAGGAGGUAGUGAAUGGUGAAGUGGUCUCAUCCCAAGUUCAAGAAAUUGAAGAACUGAUAUAA